Molecule: messenger RNA, 1088 nt
Organism: Zea mays
Lineage: Eukaryota; Viridiplantae; Streptophyta; Magnoliopsida; Poales; Poaceae
Source: RefSeq, a predicted model, not a curated record
AAACCCUAGGUGUCAUCGAGUCCAGCGUCAACAGGCAACAGGUGUCCCAGCCGCGCGCCGCACGCCCUGUUGCCUUCUCUCGACUUCGAGAGCACCGCCGCACGGCAUAACGCUCGCACGGCCGAGCCCCGACAUUCUACCGCACUCCCUCCGCUGCACCCCUUUCCAUUCUACCGCCGGCGACGCCAAAGUUCUUGGGCCUCCUCAUCGGCGACUUUUCCGCCGGCGACAGGAAACAACGAACCAAACCACUUCUCUGUCGAGAGGCGUCGCGCUCCUCUCUUCGCCCUCUGCUGUUGAAGAUGAGGAAGCUCAAGUUCCAUGAGCAGAAGCUCCUCAAGAGGCACAAUUUCUUGGAGUACAAGAGGGAGGGCGGCCACCGCGAGGCGCUCGUCACACAGCGCUACCGCCUCGUGGAGAGGGACGACUACAAGAAGUACAAUGGGAUAUGCUUAAUGGUGCAAAAGCUCGUUAACAUCAUAAAGCAGAUGGACCCAAGAGACCCUUUCAGAAUCCAGAUGACAGACUUGAUUCUCGAUAAGCUGUAUAAUAUGGGUGUAAUUUCAACAAAAGAGAGCUUGUUAAAGUGUGAGAAACUUUCAGUGAGCGCCUUCUGCAGGCGGAGACUUGCAACAGUUAUGGUGAAGCUCAAGUUUGCAGAGCACCUUAAGGAGGCUGUGACGUACAUCGAACAGGGGCACGUGCGUGUCGGUCCAGAUGCAGUCACGGACCCAGCCUUUCUUGUGACCAGAAACAUGGAGGACUUCAUCACCUGGGUGGAUUCCUCAAAGAUCAAGAGGAAGGUCAUGGAGUACAAUGAUGCAUUAGAUGAUUAUGAUGCCAUGUUCUGAGAAAAUAAUUCUGCAGAAAUUUAUGUGCCCGUCAGUAGUGUAAUCUUAAGCCUGCCACAUAUGGGUCUUUUCUGAACAAAUCUGUGGGAGUUGUCUUCUGCAUGGCUACUUGCAUUUGUAUUGCACCUGCAGAUGUGAUGCAAUUUUGUGGUUGGUUGAAGGCACAUUAUAAAUUCAUAUCUGAUGUAGUUGUGCAAUUGUCUUUGUUAAAGAGCGGGUUUGCCCGGAUUUCCCCUA